This is a messenger RNA of Plasmodium inui San Antonio 1, 1869 nucleotides long. RefSeq lists its product as hypothetical. Gene Ontology annotation, cellular component: nucleus. Gene Ontology annotation, molecular function: 23S rRNA (adenine(1618)-N(6))-methyltransferase activity. The transcript has a single exon. Gene Ontology annotation, biological process: rRNA base methylation. Bases 1 to 1869 code for a protein of 622 amino acids. Lineage: Eukaryota; Apicomplexa; Aconoidasida; Haemosporida; Plasmodiidae. The record is from RefSeq and is a predicted model, not a curated record.
AUGGUCCAAAAUAGGAAAAUUCAAAAGGGAUUCCAUCGCAGGGGGGCAGAGGGAGCCCAGAGGGGUGGGCCAAAUUACGGCCCCUCACACAGAAGGCGGAGUGGCAGUUCUCAACACAGCGAUAGGGACACCAAAAUAAUGCAUGAAAGAAAUUUGCAGAAUAACUCAUUCACCAAUUUUGAAGAAUUAAGCAAAAGACAUACCUUUCUGAACAAAUUUUUACGAAAAAAUAAGAGUGGGAAAUUAUUUUACAAUUUCGGAAAAUCUCUAGCUAUUUACUUCCUGAGUAAAGCUACCCUCAAGGAGUACUACAACCUCAACUUUUAUUUGCCAUAUGUACAAUCCAAAGCACUGGAUGGGAUCUUGGAGAACAUAACUGUAAUAUCGAAAGGUGAAGAUGGAGACUAUGUUAUUCUUCAAGUGAAUGAUCUGGCCCAGUUUAGGAACACUCUUCUGAUCAUGUAUAAUGAGUACAACCAGAUGCUACUAAAUUUGCCAAGUGAAAACCAAGAGUGUGUGCUGAUCAACGAGAGUACCUUCAUAGAGGAGGAAACUAGGGACAAUAACAGCUACCUUUGUCCGAACAUUCCUGGCAGGGCUAAUUACAUGCACUAUAUAGCCGACUUGACUGCGCUGCCGAAGGUUCCCGGGGAAGGGGCCUCCAAGGGGGCCUGGCAUGGUAAUCAUCCUGUUGAUCAUCCUGGUGAAAGGACUAAGGAACGGAUUGACGAACCGAUUGUCGAACCGAUUGUCGAACGGGUUGGUAAAAGGACUAGCGAACGUAUUGGCGAAGUGACUGUGGAAGAACUAGACAAAUGGGCACCCCGCACGCGGGAGACCAAGGGCGAGCAGAAGGACACCCUACUGCGCGGCAGCCAAAUAAAAGUACUAGACAUUGGGGUCGGCUCAAACUGCAUAUACCCACUACUAGGGAAUUGCAUAUACAAUUGGUCCUUUGUAGGGGUAGACGUAAACUUAGAUUCUUUGAAAUUUUGCUACUUAAAUAUUUUACUAAAUAACAAAGAAAACAGCGUAGUGCUCAAGUAUCAAAAGGAUCCUAGGAAAAUAUUUCAUAACGUCGUAAAUAAUAGAGACUUUUUUUUUUUCUCCAUUUGUAACCCUCCAUUUUACAGUUCCUUGGAUGAAGUUAACAGAAACCCAUUUCGAAACAUCCGUGCACACCUGAACGAAGUGGUUUAUUUUGACACCGAACAAGUUGAAUCUACAGAGUCGCAAAAGGUGGACGAUGAGCUUGCCUCGGCGAGAGAGGAUAAAACAACUCGUCGUGAGCAGAUCGGAGCAGAUAUCGACAGACCUCGCGUGGCGAAGGGUGAUAAUCUAGACAGCAACUAUUCCUUCGGUGAGUCCUACAAUAGUGAGCAGGAACAUUUCAGAGGAAUCGAAGAAGUGGAUGAGAGCCUGCAAAGAAGUAACAUAAAAAGUGACCUAAGAAGUGACAUACCCAACGAUCGUGUCGGGGGAGAAUACGGUUUUAUCCUAAAUAUGAUUAAGGAAAGUAGCUCCUAUUUUUACAACGUAGUCUGGUUUACCACGUUGGUGUCCAAAUUUAAAAAUGUGAAAUUAAUAAAAAAGGAAAUAAUAAAGUCUAUGCGAUUGUACACUAUGGAUAACAAAAAACAAGUCAAUUUUCUCGAUUCCCUUACACGGAAUGACAUGCAUUUUGAUCAGCAGCUUCGUCUGCAAAAGGUAGAGGGGGGGGAUUCCUUCCCGGUGCAUAUAGCGCAGCAUCGAAUUUUCGUGUCCUACACCGGAAGAAUAAGCAGAUGGAUCGUUUGCUGGUCCUACUACGGAGAGGAACACAUCGGCCGCGUGAAACGGCUGCUCCACGCGCGAAUUUGUAAAACGUGA